Colletotrichum orchidophilum is the source of this 834-nucleotide messenger RNA. RefSeq lists its product as uncharacterized. Lineage: Eukaryota; Fungi; Ascomycota; Sordariomycetes; Glomerellales; Glomerellaceae. The transcript has 2 exons. The coding region runs from base 1 to 834 and encodes 277 amino acids. The record is from RefSeq and is a predicted model, not a curated record.
AUGGCGGGAAUCGACCUGACCCGUCUGUACAACUCAAACAGCUACAGCGACCUCUUGAUCGAGGCUUCCGGGAGAAUCUUUCUAUGCCAUAAGUGCAUCAUCUUCACUCAGUGUGAGGAGUGGAAGAAUUUGCCUUUGGUGGACGGACGUCUCGUCCUGAACGGGGCUAACACCAUCGAAGCAAUCCUCAAGUACAUGUAUUCCGGAACAUAUGAGCCCUUCAACAUUGCUUGCGGCGCCAUCAAACCACAGAGCUUGGACACGAACAAGGAAGGCCCAACCCAUGAGCUUGACUAUAGCGAUCACAGCAUGCUUUUAAGCGCCUGCAUCUUGGCCAGAGCGAAGGCUUACAACAUGAGCAAGCUCCACAAGCAAGCCAAGACCGCGCUCUUGAGCAUCGCACCAAACCUCACCAACCACGCAGACUUCAUCUUCACCGUCUCCUACGUUCUUCAAACCCACCAGGAUGAGGAGGGAAUGCAAAUUGCCGUGAACAUGAUUAAACCGCAAUACAAGAAGGACUUGGGUCUGCGCCGCAGACUCUCGCAUAUACUGAGCAGCUAUCCACGGCUCGCUUGCGUCCUCCUCGAACAGGUCAUAGAUGAGUCACGUGUGAUCAAGAGCGAGCAGAACAUCCGCUAUAUGGCCACUGCCGAAUCCGGUGAAACCUCCGGCGAACCUUCCGGAGCCUCGAGUCUGCAGCCCGCGGCUUCUACGGCGGGAUCCCCGCAGUGGACGCCUCUGCGACUUAUGCGUGCGACUUCCACGAAGCGCAAGGCGGACGAUGACGACCUGGUCACGAUGAAGCACCUCAAACAAAGCGUAGAGCAGUAG